Messenger RNA from Aspergillus saccharolyticus JOP 1030-1, 936 nucleotides. Its product is annotated as EF-hand domain-containing protein. Lineage: Eukaryota; Fungi; Ascomycota; Eurotiomycetes; Eurotiales; Aspergillaceae. The transcript is spliced from 4 exons. Gene Ontology annotation, molecular function: calcium ion binding. The coding region runs from base 1 to 936 and encodes 311 amino acids. The record is from RefSeq and is a predicted model, not a curated record.
AUGGCAUACAACCAGUCCUACAAUCCAGAUGCACUGCCAGCUCACGCAGAGCCAGAGCAGAUGCUAGGUGCCAUGCAAACGAGCAGCUCAACUCAUCAACGACCCCCUCGCCAAUCCUCCCAUCACCCCUCCAACAGCGGCGUGCCUCCGCGCGUCCCAGUGUCCGGCGCGUCGAGCGCCAACCCGCAGCGCUACCCAGCGUCUGCCCAACAGGCUCACCAUGGGGGACGAUCGCCGACCGUCCCAGUGCAACAACGUCCGCACCCAUUACACCCCUCGCCUCCUCCUCAGAACUACGGCUUCGGCCCUCCUCCCUCCCAGCCCGUGCGCAACCGCCCUCCGCCGUCAUCGCGUCCACCGCAAUCCCCCCACCCUCCUCCGCUCUCGGUCCCCGACGAUGACCCACAACAGCUGUUCCCCCUGUUCCGCGCCGCCAACUCCUCGCACUCUGGGGCGCUGACUGAGUUGGAGCUGGGCUCUGCCCUCGUGAACGGCGAUUACACUUCGUUCCACCCCAAGACCGUCAAGAUGAUGAUUCGCAUGUUCGAUCGGAACAGCAGCGGGACCAUUUCCUUCGACGAGUUUGUCUCCCUUUGGCGGUACCUGGCGGCAUGGCGGGAGCUCUUUGAUCGGUUCGACGUGGAUCGGAGUGGCCGGAUCAGCUUGCCGGAGUUCGAGAACGCGCUGGUCGCCUUCGGCUACCGGCUCAGUCCCGGGUUUGUGCAGGUCAUGUUCAUCACCUUUGAGAGCAAAGGGCGGCAGAUGAACGGGCAUACGUACGGCAAACACGGCAUGAGCUUUGACCUGUUUGUGCAGGCGUGCAUCAGCUUGCGCCGCAUGACCGAUGUGUUCAAACGGUAUGAUGACGAUCGGGAUGGAUAUAUCACGGUGAGCUUUGAGGAGUUUUUGACAGAGAUUCUUCAGUUGCAGGAUUGA